Messenger RNA from Penicillium riverlandense, 384 nucleotides. RefSeq lists its product as uncharacterized. The coding region runs from base 1 to 384 and encodes 127 amino acids. The record is from RefSeq and is a predicted model, not a curated record. The transcript has a single exon. NCBI's taxonomy places the organism in Eukaryota, Fungi, Ascomycota, Eurotiomycetes, Eurotiales, Aspergillaceae.
AUGGACGCAGCCGCGGCGUCUUCCUGGGAGCCGCCCAGCGACCCGGUAGAACUACGGAAGCUCAUCGAAAGUGUGCAACAACCCGGUUCAUCCGAACUUCAUGAUGUACUACCGCCAGUACCGCCAGACGCCCCUGACAUUCUCCGGAAGAACUGGAAACGGUAUGCCUUGAGAAAGCAUAAGGCACCCGGCCCAUUGAAGAUCGCAAAGUGGAAUUAUGAUCAUCCCGUGGUCUGGGUAAAUGCGCUGUUGGCUGUGGCCUUGGCUGCUGUGACAGUUUCGCAAACGGGCCGGUUCUCUAUCGUUCAGCUGGGAAUUUACUUAGCGCUGCUGACUUUCCUGGACUACAAGAUAUGCCAGUAUGUUUUCCCUCAUCUAUCCUAG